GCGUGCUCAUUCCUUUCUUGAGGUCUUUCUUUUCUUGAGCUCAUUCCUUUCUUGAGGUCUUUUUAUUAACCGACUUUCCACCAUGCCUGAACCAGCCAAGUCGGCCCCAGCCCCGAAAAAGGGGUCUAAAAAGGCGGUGACUAAGGCGCAGAAAAAGGAUGGCAAGAAACGCAAGCGCAGCCGCAAGGAGAGCUACUCCAUCUACGUGUACAAGGUGCUGAAGCAGGUCCACCCCGACACCGGCAUCUCAUCCAAGGCCAUGGGUAUCAUGAAUUCGUUCGUCAACGACAUUUUCGAGCGCAUCGCUGGCGAGGCAUCCCGUCUGGCCCAUUACAACAAGCGGUCGACCAUUACCUCCAGGGAGAUCCAGACUGCCGUGCGCCUGCUGCUGCCCGGGGAGUUGGCCAAGCACGCCGUGUCCGAGGGCACCAAGGCCGUCACCAAGUACACCAGCUCUAAAUGAGCCCACCCGCCGCUGUCCACAACCCAAAGGCUCUUUUCAGAGCCACCCACGGUUUCCGAGAAAUAGCUGUGCAUUUUCCCAGUUUUCUAGUUUCUUUUGGGGAGUUGGAGGCUGGUUUGGGAGAGGAAGGU
Choloepus didactylus (southern two-toed sloth) is the source of this 594-nucleotide messenger RNA. Its product is annotated as histone H2B type 2-E. Gene Ontology annotation, molecular function: protein heterodimerization activity; DNA binding; structural constituent of chromatin. The record is from RefSeq and is a predicted model, not a curated record. Lineage: Eukaryota; Metazoa; Chordata; Mammalia; Pilosa; Megalonychidae. The transcript has a single exon. Bases 83 to 463 code for a protein of 126 amino acids. Gene Ontology annotation, cellular component: nucleosome.